Panicum virgatum (switchgrass) is the source of this 1343-nucleotide messenger RNA. Its product is annotated as F-box/LRR-repeat protein At3g48880-like. The record is from RefSeq and is a predicted model, not a curated record. Bases 198 to 1088 code for a protein of 296 amino acids. Gene Ontology annotation, molecular function: protein binding. The transcript is spliced from 2 exons. NCBI's taxonomy places the organism in Eukaryota, Viridiplantae, Streptophyta, Magnoliopsida, Poales, Poaceae.
GCUCUCAGGCUGUCAGAUCCCCACCACCAUCACCACCACCAUUACCAAGUCUAAUCACAAUUAACCCCGCAGCUCCCCCGCCCAUCGCGCGUCCCGUCCCGUCGCCUCCCCAGCAACUCGGAGUCGGAGGAGCCUCCACCUCCCCACCCCUCCUUCACGCGCGGCGGCAUAGGGGUCGUCGUCCGCGGCCUGCGGCCAUGGGCGAAGCGGCGGCGGUGCUCCCCGUCGGAGCCGGCAGCGCGGCGCCGCCGCCGUGGGCGGACAUGGAGACGGACUGCCUGGCGCACGUGUUCCGGCGGCUGGACCUCGAGGACCUGGCCGCGGCGGCCCCGCUCGUGUGCCGCGGCUGGCGCCGCGCCGCCGCCGACCCGUCCCUGUGGCGCGCGCUCGACCUGCGCCGGGACCACGUCGCCCGCUUCAUGCCCUGGGCGCCCCUCGCCGCCGCCUUCGCGCGCCGCUACGGCGUGCCGCGCUUCCAGCUCGCGGGCUUCCUCAGCCUCUGCCUCGCCCGCGCGCGGGGCUCCGCCGACGACCUCGCGCUCCCGCCGCUCCUCGCCUCGCCGGCCGCCGACCUCGACUGCAUUUCGCUCCAGUGCCCGAGGCUGCGGCGCCUGGCGCUCCCGCAGCUCCCCGCCGGCGACGAGGCGCGCCUGGCGGAGCUCGUCCUGCGGUGGCCGCUGCUCGAGCAUCUGGAGCUCGACGCCAAGCCGGGCGCCUCCUUCCCCGCCCUCGCCGCGCAGCUCGGCCGGCACUGCCCGCGCUUCGCCAGCCUCCAGACCUCGGGCGCCGUCAAGCCCGAGGACGCCGCGGCGCUGGCGCGCUCCCUGCCGGGGCUCCGCUCCCUCUGCCUCGACCGCUCCUACCUGCCCCGGCAGGAGCUGCUCACCAUCCUCGCCGGCUGCCGCGGCCUGCGGGAGCUCAGCGCGCGGGGCUGCGUCGGCUUCGACGAGGGCGACGAGGAGGUGGCCAGGCGCGGGGCUCGGAUCGAGCGCUUCGACGUCGCAGGGUCCAAGAUGAUCGACGAGCUCCAGGACGAGCUCGCCGCCGGCGACGACCUCUGCGACUCCUCCUACGUCGACGUGAUGUGAUCUGCGUGCUUGCCCGAUCGCCGAUCGGUGGUGCUCGUGUCGUACGCUUUGCCGUGUACAGCUAGCUAGCGAGAAAGGGAUGGAGAGCGUAAUCAAUGCGCACUCAUGCUGGCAUUGGUAAUUAAUCUGAUGGUUUCUAGAAAAGUUAUUAUAAAUUAGAGGGACCGGCCGGUCUUUGUUUUGGGAUGGAUCUUUCGGUUCACACACCUUUGCAUUGCCUGCCUUCUGGUACGAUAUUUUGGUGUACCUGCAUCA